AGAGUCCCUCGCCGUCUCCGCAAGUGUGUACACGGGCACGCAUGAGGACCCGCUUGCAACCCUCCGGUCCUUUGUUGCCUUGCUCGAAGAUGAGUUAAAUUGACCUACAGAGUUGGCCAGGGAUUGGAGGCUGUGUCACACACACACUCCUGAGGCCUUUCCCGAACAGAACGCCAACCACUCUGUCCUCAUCCAGCAUGGCCGCCCCUGUGCCCCUUGUUCUCUUGCACAUCGAAGCUCAGGAACACUCACACGCGUUACCAUGGUGAUUCUCUACUCCAAAACACUGGAAAUAAAGAAGGGCGUGGACAAUCAUGAGCCCAGCACCAUGAGCAAAGGGACCACACUCUUCUCCUGUAGCUCAGUGGAAGGAGACUGCUGGCUGGGUCUGGCGGGGGGCUGUGUCCAGCCUGAUAGGGCCCAUAUGGGGGGAGGACUGGGAGUCCGCACGGCAGCCAGCGCACUCACACACCUCAUCCAGGACCUGAGCCUGAACGAGACCCACGGCUCUGGCCUUCCCCCCACACACACCCACGCGGCACCACCCUCUAAGCGCCAGUGUCGCUCUCUGUCCUCCGACGAGCUGAUGUGGGGUGAUGGAGGGGGAGGGGGGGCCGGGGGUCGCUCAGCCUUCUCCUUGUCGUCCUCGUCGCCGUGGCGACCGCAGGGCUCCCGGGUGUGGUCGUGGGUGGAGAAGCGGCGCUGGCAUAGCGGGCCGCCCAUGCAGAGAAGCUGCAGCGUCAGCCUGCCCUCGCGCCCCACGCACACACACGCGCAAGUGCACCCCCACAGUCACGGGCGCUCACACACACUCCCGCUGGUCCUGCAGGCACUGCCGCCGCCGCGGCUGGGCGUGUCGGAGCCGGCCGGCGCCGAGCCCGGUGUGGGGGCGGGAGCGGGACCUGGGUCGUUGCCACGGAGCCGUUCGCAGCCCUGCGUGCUGAGCGAGAAGAAGGUGGCAGGAGUGAAGAGGCGCCGCCCGGAUGAGCACAGCGGCCAGGAGGCCAGACCCUCCCUGGACUUGGCCAAGAUGACCCAGAAACAGCACUUUCACAGUCUGAGCUGCCCAGGGUUCUCUUUCUUCGAGACCUGCCACUCACCUGUUGACCCACCCCCCUCUAUCAUUCCCAGCCAAUCAGAGACCACGCGCACCUGCCUGUCUGGCUUGAGGGCAGGGUCUGGGCAGAGUUUGCACAAGAGAGAUGGCGAUGGGGAGGAGGAUUCGUCAUAUGAGGAGGAAGAGGAGGAGGAGCUGGACACAGACUCUGCGUGUAGUGUGAGCUCAAGGUGUGACACCCCUAACAGGGGCGAGGAGGAGGAGGACGAGGAGGAGGAAGAAGACGAGGAGCAUGGAACGUUCUGGAAGGGUAGCCGCAGGGCAGAGGAGAAAGAGGCAGCGUGUGAGUUGGAUGAAGAGCUGGACAUCGAACAGAUCGAAAAGAACUGAGCACGUUGGUCUUUAAGACAGGACAAAAAAACACGGACGGACUUAGCAAGUUGUAAAGCUUCGAUGGAGGACUUUGUAAUGUCUGAAUGUAGGCCUGGAAUAUUCUGUGGUGUGGGUUUUCUCUGUCUCCUCAUCUCUGCUGGGACUGUGGCUUUUCUCUCAGAGAGCUUUUGCCUUCUGAACGACGGGUAAAGGAAUAACAUCUCUCAUUACCAGCACUCUCACAUCCAUUCUUCCUCGUUGUCCUCUCUGUCUAUCUAUCCACCUCUCAUCAAUCUGAUGUCCAAUCUGAUCUGAUCUGAUCCAGGUAGUCAGGUUCUCUGUGAGAAUUGGGGUUUCAUGAAGACCUGGAAGGGAGAGAGAGCCUUUGUGGACUGAAUUAAAAGCAAGGGAUGAUAGUUGUUUCUUUAGCAGGGCUCUUCCUUAAAUUACAUCCUCCUAUUACUUUCAUGUCUUUGAGGGCUUUGUGACAAAUGUCAAAGAUCUAGAUGAAGUGUUUGUUAAUCAAAAGGUUUGAUUUCAAAUUCAGUUGAGCUUGUGUGUGUGUGAAUGAUUUUGUUUUGUAAAUCCACAAAAAAGGAAGUUCUGUGCAUUUGGUCUUGUCUGCAAGUAAACCCACAAACUGAAGCCUACUGCUACGGAAUGUUUGUGCCAGUCCCUUGUCUCUUUUUCCCAAGGAUGUUGACGUGUAUCCAGGCAACAGGAUACGUGUAUCCAGGCCAGAGGAAAGUAACCACAGAGGUUAAAAGUGUGUCUGUCUUAUGGAGCAACGUACAGAUGUAGAAAGGAAGUUAGCAAGAUGGCGACACCCAGAGAGGCAAUGCUCGGCUUGUGUGUCAAAACUAAAAGAAAAGCUUGGUAUCUGCAGUUUUGUGUGUAAUAGGUGAAUGGAAACGACAUUGGUGUUCAUCUUCUUGUCUUAAUACUACAUAUAAAUCACCUUCAUUCACCAGAUUAAUGGCUGAAAUUCAAGAUGGCUUCCAGCAUCAGUUUUCGCAAACAAAAGAAGCAAACACUCUGUUCAAAGCCUUUCACUUCAUGUCUGUUUACAGAUUUGUGUAAACAGCAUAUUGUUAUAUUUUCUUAAAUCAUAAACAAGAAAAAAAAGACUCACAAAUGGACACUGAUUCUCAGCGUUGAAGUGCCUCGUAAUAGCGAUGUAUAUUUUUCUAAUUCUGACUAUUUUGUAAUCUUUCUCAUGUUUGCCUUAGCAGACUAAGCUACAAAGCAGAGGCGCUGUUGUCCUCUCCCUCUUUAAAGGAAUUAGAUGGAAAAUAAAGGCAGAAAAAGACUACUG
Messenger RNA from Clupea harengus (Atlantic herring), 2744 nucleotides. Its product is annotated as protein FAM53B. Lineage: Eukaryota; Metazoa; Chordata; Actinopteri; Clupeiformes; Clupeidae. Gene Ontology annotation, biological process: protein import into nucleus; positive regulation of canonical Wnt signaling pathway. The record is from RefSeq and is a predicted model, not a curated record. Gene Ontology annotation, cellular component: nucleus.